GAGAAGGGGCGAGGGAGAGGGAGAGAGCCGGGACUGAUGCUGCUGCUGCUGCAAGUGAUGCUCGUGGCGCGCGGCGGGCUUGCAGCCUAGAGACAGCCGAGCCGAGCGGGCGCCGGUGGGGCUGCGGAGGGAGGAGAGAGGCAGGCGGGGAGGGAGCAAGACAAAGAGGAGGUUUGAAUCGGCGCUGCUGGUCCAGAGGAGGAGGCCGGCUCCCUUCGCCAGCGGCACCGUCCCCAGCGCAGCUGGGAGCCCGGCGGGGCUUGGUCCAUGGGGAAAGGCGGCGAGCAAGGCGAGGAAGAGGAGGGCGGCCAGCCUCGGGAGGCCUCGGCGAUGCCUUCCUUCUCCUGGGAGGAGGUGCAGAAGCACAACCUGCGGGCGGACAAGUGGCUGGUGGUGGAGCGGAAGGUCUACGACAUCAGCCAGUGGGUCCGGAGGCACCCGGGGGGCCAGAGGGUCAUCAGCCACUACGCCGGAGAAGAUGCCACGGAUGCAUUUCGGGCCUUUCAUCCUGAUAUUAUGUUUGUGCGGAAGUUUCUUAAGCCUUUAUUGAUUGGAGAACUUGCCCCAGGAGAACCCAGUCAAGACAGGGGCAAGAAUGCCCAACUAGUAGAAGAUUUCCGUGCCCUGAGGAAGACAGCAGAGGACAUGAACUUAUUCAAAGCCAGUCCUACAUUUUUUUCCCUUUGCUUGGGUCAUAUUCUUGUUCUGGAAACUCUGGCUUGGUUAAUGGUUUCAUACUACGGUACGAGUUGGAUCACAACCUUUAUUCUUAUCAUCAUCCUUGCAACCUCUCAGGCUCAAGCUGGGUGGUUGCAGCAUGACUUUGGACACCUCUCUGUAUUUAAGAAGUCUAUGUGGAACCAUAUAGUUCAUAAGUUUGUGAUUGGUCACUUGAAGGGUGCCUCAGCAAAUUGGUGGAAUCAUCGUCAUUUCCAGCACCAUGCUAAACCUAACAUCUUCAGGAAAGAUCCAGAUGUGAAUAUGAUGCAUCUCUUUGUUCUGGGCGAUACCCAACCUGUUGAGUAUGGAAAAAAGAAGCUGAAAUACUUCCCUUAUAACCGGCAGCAUGAAUACUUCUUUUUUGUUUUCCCACCUCUCCUCAUUCCAGUUUACUUCCAUAUGCAAAUCUUCACGACCAUGUUCAAACACAAGUUCUGGGUGGACUUGGCCUGGGCCUUCAGUUAUUACAUACGCUACUUCAUUACAUAUGCCCCAUUUUAUGGAGUUAUUGGAUCCAUGUGCCUCCUCACCUUUGUCAGGUUUUUGGAAAGUCAUUGGUUUGUUUGGGUCACACAGAUGAAUCAUAUUCCUAUGGAAAUUGACUAUGAGAAGCACAGAGACUGGCUCAGUGCUCAGUUGGCGGCUACCUGCAAUGUUGAACCGUCUUUUUUCAAUGAUUGGUUCAGUGGACACCUGAACUUUCAAAUAGAGCACCAUUUGUUUCCUACAAUGCCGCGCCACAACUACUACAAGAUAGCGCCACUGGUGAAGUCACUUUGCGCCAAGUAUGACGUCCCUUAUGAAGAAAAGCCUCUUCUAAAGGCAUUCUCAGAUAUUGUUGGGUCCCUAAAGAAAUCUGGAGAACUCUGGUUGGAUGCCUAUCUCCAUAAAUGAAGCUGGAUUUCAAAGACAAGGGGGAAGAUGUUGGUAGAGGGUAGGGGGCUGGGGGAGUGACAUGUGUUCUUAUUGUCCAAUUUCAGUCAGUAUCUGUGUUUGCAGUUUGAAGAGUUUCCACUGAUGAUGGGGUGGGUUCAGGGGACCUGUUUAAAAUCAGAGAUUGUUUCAGCUAUUUUGAGUAUUACCUGUAGAGGAUGAAUGGAAAACACAGUUCCUAAGACAUGAUGGCUGAAAAUUGGCCUAAUAAGUUGGAGGGAGUUUUCAGUAAGACAAACUGGGGAAUGAAAGUGCACAUACAUAGAGCUAUCCCCUUGUUCCUAUUCUGACUACUUUCCCAUCUUGGUCUCAGGCACAUAGUUUACACAGAGAUUUAAAACAAUAACAACACUGUCCAGCUUCCAGGUAUUGGUUUGAAAUGCAAACAGUAAAAGGAGCACAACUGGCUUCUUUUUAAAAAUCUUAAAUUAUUUUCCCUUUAAUGCUGGAACACAGAGUAGGAAAUGUAAUGUGAAACACUUGAAACCCCCGUUUUACAAAUCCUUCUUAAGGGGCUCACAAUUGAGACAAUAAAAACUAGAAUUAGAUGUUUUUAAAAAGCCACACCACAUUAUUUCCAACUUAUGGCAACCCUAAGGCAAACUUAUCACAAAGUUUUCUUGGCAAGAUUUCUUCAGAAGAAGUUUGCCUUUGCUUUCCCCUGAGGCUGAGAGUGUGUGAUUUGGCCAAAAUCACCCAGUGAAUUUUCAUGGCCAAGUAUGGACUUGAAUUCUGGUCUCCAAAGUCGUAGUCCAACAUUCAAACCACUACACUAUGUGGCUCUCUAAAAACUAAUUAGUGUCACCCAUGAUACCCAUUAGAAAAUUUCCUAGGGGAAUUCUUCACUCUCUUUCCCCAAAGGAGAAAUGAAAGACACAACUGCAAUUAGCAAAUGUAUGUCUGACUCCUUUGCUUACAGCCCUAGGAUGCUAUGUGUCUUCCUUCUUAUUUUCUCCCUCUCUCUGAUAACAUUCACUGCCUGAACAAAACUACAUGUACUUGCCUUGCAUUGAGUUUUGUGCAGUUCAUUUCCUUUUCUGUAUUAGUUCUCUGCACAAAUCUGUGCAAUAGUUAAAUCAGACAUUCUGAUCCAUAAAAGGGUUGCAUGUGUGGGAGCAGGCUUUCACAUCUGUAUCCCCAACUGGAUAGGGAAUCCUGCACAUAAAUGGCUGGUGUCUGCAUAGUUCACAAGCUGUGCAGCUCCAAUUGGAUGCUGGAUUUCAGGAUGAAAGCGGGGACACUUAUUUCUUAUUUAUUCCUAAGUGAUUGGAGCUCAUUUCUUUAGGAAGCUUGCCUCUUGCAAUCAAUUCAAAAAUCUUUAAAUUGGCCUAAAAAUGAGGGAGUUUUUUUUUUCAGGCAGAGCUGUAAUCAUUGCAUUUAUCUAACCACAUUCCUCCUAGAGUGUUUUCUAAAAGGUAAUGGCUUCAUCUCUUUGCCAUUUCUGCUCAAAGGUUUUUUCUUUAUGAUGUUGAAAACAAUCUGUCUCUGAUUUUAUUUCUGAUAUGAAAUUCCAUAGAUGUUUAAGGAAUAUUUCAUUAUCAUUUUUCUUAGAUACAGUAUAGACAGCUCAGAAAACAAUGGUUUGUGAAAACACUUGGUACAAAGUUUGCUGAAAUCAUGGAAAGGUCAGAAUGAUUGUACUAGAACAGUGAUUGUGAACCUUUUUGGGGCCGAGUGCCCCAACUUAAAGGUUUUUCUGGCACCAAAUGUUUUCCAGUGCUGGGGACAAGACUUCCGCCCUCCUUCCGAGGUAGGAAUUCACCCCCCACACCUUGGAGAGACAGAUGGAGGCCAGGAAAGGUCUGGGAGGAGAAGGAACAGGCAUGCACUUGUUCCUCCUUCCCCCUCUCCACACCUUUCCCGGCCUCCAGCUGCCUCUGGAGAGACAGCUGGGGGCCAGGAAAGGUCUGGGUGAAGGAGGAACAGUUGUGUGCAUCUGUUCCACCUUUUCUCCACCAGGUGCUGGGCCAAAUGGCAUCACGUGCCAUAGGCUCACCAUCACGGUACUAGAAUAUGUGGACUCUUCAGCUUGAUAGCAUUAUAUUGUGUUCAGUUGUCAGUUCACAAACUUUCAUGGGAGAAUGAAUGUAACACUCCCAAUCAGUAGGCAAAGUGUGGAAUAUGCUGCUGCCACACUUGCCUUUUCCUGUCCUCACUGAGAGAGAUGUGUCUUUUAUUGUCUCUCUCCAUCAUGCAUUAGCUGGAUUUUUGUGGGUAUCUAAAUAGUUUCCUCUGUGAGUAUUGCUAAGUUUUUACAUGUUGAGUUUGUCAGAGGUUUUCUUUAAUGAAAUCCUAAACAUGCCUGAUAGAAAUAAACUCCACUAGGUUCAGUGUGAUUUUUGCCCCACGUCUUGGUUGCACAGGAUUGCAAUCUCCGUUAUAUUUCAGUUCCCCUUAGAUGGUGUAUGUUAACUUUUAAUAAUUGAAGCAGAAUAGAGAAACAAUGAGGUGUAAUACGAAUUAGCACAAGGCCAGCCAAAAUGCCAUGGAUAAAUAUGCAGGCUUUUGUGUUCUCCAUCAUGUUCUUCAUGUUCAUCAAACUAGAUGAUUUUUAAAAAUGCUGUAGGUGAGAGGGUUAGCACACAUGAAGUACAGAUUAGGUCAGAUUUUUUAUGGCAUGAGGUCUGUAGAUAUUUUGUGUGUAAAAGGCAGCAAUAGCCACAACUCAGUUAUGUGUCAUGAAAUAAAUACUUCCUUGGUCCAAUUAUAAAUGGGGGAUAUCAAAUGGUUUAAAGAAGUAUUUUUACCUCAAUGGAUUGCUUUUUCAGUCCUCCCAAUUUUAAAAGUGAGAUCUCAUCCAGCGUGGACUGCUUCUGAUGUUGCAUAUCUUAAUUAUCCAGCUUACCCCAGCAGGCACACCCAAACUAAUUGAACAGUCCUAGAUUUUGUUCCUGCUCUUUCCAAUUUAUGUUGGGUUAAAAUAAACCAACCUGGAGAGGUGAUAUAAAAAGUCUCUGAUCAUACUGGGAUCAUACUGGGAGCUGACAGAAAAUUAAACAUUUAUGGAUCUUCAAAAUAAAAUUGGAAAGUAAAGGAACAUAAUUUGCAACUUUCUGGGUUCUUUAAGCAGUCUGGAUACACUGGGUAGUUAAAAUGCUAAAACAAUUGCUGCUAGUUUCAAAUUCUUAUUCAGUUAGAUGCUCAUGCAACCUAACUUUCCUCCUACAAUUGGUGAGGAUGUAAGACAGUCCAUACUAUACUGAGUUUGUUGAAGGAAAGAUGGGUUAUGAAUGUAAUAAAUAAAUGAAUAAAUAUAGCCAUGUGAAUAUGCUUCCAGGAAAGCCACUUGUUUCCUGCAUCAGAAGAGUUAGAGAUGUGAAUAAGAUCUGUCUUACAGAGGUUCUGAAACCUUCUUGAUUGUUCACAUGCCUUAUGUUUACAUCUGACUUAGUGCAUAUGGUAUAUUAAUAACUAAUUUCAAAUCAAAGUAAAUAUAUUGUUUCGGUCCACACCAAGUGAAAUGUUAAAUUAGCCCUUCAUGACUAGAUGUUAUUAAUUCAAAUCACAGUUGAAUCUGCUCCUAAUACCUAUUUGGUGCCUCUUGACUAUUUUGUAAAUGAUAUAAAUCUUACUUGCCACUAUGUCUGUAGCUACCACAAUGGAUGUUUCAGUCCACAUUUGCUCAACGUUGUUUCUGCUGUGAAUCUGGGAACCUCUGGCACCUCUGAUUCCCAAAUUAACAGGAACAUUUAUGUUUUGCAAAACUUUUGGAAUAUUGUAUAGGAAGAAUAUUAGCAUGACACUGUGGAUAACACAACUGCAUACUGCCUUAAUGUCUCUGGGAAUGACUCAGCCAGAGUAAAGAAUUUUUAAGUCCCGUUGAUUUAAGCUUGAGAGAUUUAUACAUUUAAUUUAGUAUUGACCCAUAAAAAUGCUUAAUUGGCUGAGUCAUGCCUUCUUCCUGGUUCUGUGAAUGUAUUUCAUUUUCUCUGCUCUAGUGCAUACACGUGAGUGUGCACUCACAUGAACACACAAUGUACUGUAACAUUUUCUUUACAGUCUUCCAACUAGAGAGCUCACUUGAGCUGAUUUUUUUCAGUUUCUUUGAUUUUCCAAACUUUACUCUGGGGGGGGGGCUGUCAUAACAUGCAGCAAUUUUCUUCCUAGUUUUGCUCUAUGCCAUCCUUCUACUAAUUUUCCACCUUGCACCAAUGUCUUCUUUUUCCUUGGCUCAGAAUAGCCCCAGAAAGGUGGGGACUGAGCCUUUGGAAGUCAGUAGACUUUUUUCAUCAGUUAUGGGGAAGAUUUAGUUUUUUAUUGAAAUAAAAAUGUCAUGUUUUGCACUGAUGGUAUCUUUGGGAAAUGGCACUUUUAUCUUCUGAUUGCUAGGUAAACAUUGCUUAGAAUUCUCCCACCACCACCAACAUGAUUGGUUGAACUUCAUGAACCCCAGAUAUAUCAGACUACAACCCUCAUCACCCAAGGCUGGUUAGUGGUGGUGGAAUGUGUAGACGAAAAACACUUGGAGAGCACCAAGUAGGGAGCAUCUCUGAUUUUGAACAAGGAACAAUGUUACUCGGACAAUCAACAGAACUAGAGGCCAGUGUGCAGCUAUAGAGGGCAAUUAUUUCCAGUGAAAAUACUGUGAGUCCUGAAGAACAACAUAAGUACUGAAAAGGGCUUUUUCCAGUUUGGGGCAAAGAUUUAUCUUCCUCCUUUGACAAAGAUAAGUCCAGUGGCUACUUUUAUGGAAGCCAUUCUUGUUCAUGGGGGAUAAACACACCAAAAAUUCACUAACUGAAAUAAAUGUAGCUUUUGUAUUUGGGAGAUAUUCUGAGUGUUCUGUUUCAUUGCUGUUAUUGGAAGGCAACAUUCCUCUCCUCCCAGGAGAUCAAAACACCAAUUCUUUGGUACGGUGCACACUGUUAUUGGGUAUAUUCAAAUGUAGUCAUCCCGGCUUUAAGUACUGAGCAUCAUAUGUUCACUUUUCAGUGAGAUUUGCAGCUCUAACUAGUCUCAAUGCAGUUAUAGUCCCCAAACCCAUCUGUUUCCUUAAGAUUUGUUUUCCAGAAAAUUUGCAUAAAGUAUGCUUAGCCACA
This is a messenger RNA of Sceloporus undulatus (fence lizard), 6692 nucleotides long. RefSeq names its product acyl-CoA 6-desaturase-like. The transcript is spliced from 12 exons. Gene Ontology annotation, biological process: lipid metabolic process. NCBI's taxonomy places the organism in Eukaryota, Metazoa, Chordata, Lepidosauria, Squamata, Phrynosomatidae. Gene Ontology annotation, molecular function: oxidoreductase activity, acting on paired donors, with oxidation of a pair of donors resulting in the reduction of molecular oxygen to two molecules of water. Gene Ontology annotation, cellular component: membrane. Bases 268 to 1614 code for a protein of 448 amino acids. The record is from RefSeq and is a predicted model, not a curated record.